Molecule: messenger RNA, 1251 nt
Organism: Brettanomyces nanus
Lineage: Eukaryota; Fungi; Ascomycota; Pichiomycetes; Pichiales; Pichiaceae
Exons: 1
Coding region: 1-1251 (416 amino acids)
Biological process (GO): adenylate cyclase-activating G protein-coupled receptor signaling pathway
Cellular component (GO): heterotrimeric G-protein complex
Molecular function (GO): G protein-coupled receptor binding; G-protein beta/gamma-subunit complex binding; GTPase activity
Source: RefSeq, a predicted model, not a curated record
AUGGGCCUCUGUGGAUCUAAGGAAAAAUCUGAAGUAUCUGGACAAAGAAAGCAGGGGGGGUCUUCGAAAGCACAAUCUUCUACUGGCAGAAGAGGGUCAUCGGAUGCGGCUGGAGAAGGUACCUCGACAUCAACGGCUUCGAUUAAACAUGGAGAUGGCACCAGUGGGGUUAAAAAAACAUCUACGUCAACAAUCAAUACUACGUCCAAUGGUAAUACAUUCGGUGGAGGGGGCGCCACAGAAAAUUCAAUGACUACCAACAACAAAACAGAGGUUAAAAUGCUUCUAUUGGGAUCAGGAGAAUCCGGAAAGUCCACUAUUCUUAAACAAAUUAAAAUUAUUCAUCAGAGUGGUUUCAGCAAGAGGGAACUUUACGAUUACAAGCCAUUUGUAUUCAAGAAUAUAAGUGAGUGUGCAGAAGCUAUAAUCAAGGCAUUGAGGCAGUUUGACUUGGAACAGGAACUUGAAACGUUAACUUCACAGGAUUUAGAUGACAUACUUAGCUAUGAGGUGCCUAUGGAUGAAGAUAGUGAGGAUCUGAAGUUGGAAAUCGGUGAUAACGUUAAAAAACUAAUUGCUGAACCGGUGGUGAACAAAUUGUUAGAGCAACACAUAGGGAGCUUCUACAUUAUGGACUCUGCCAAAUACUUUUUCAGCAACCUGGACAGAAUUACUGCUGAAGAGUAUAUUCCAGAUGUGACAGAUGUUAUCAGAACGCGUAAACAGACUUCUGGUAUCUACGAUACACGAUUUCAAUUGGAAGACAUCGAUAUUCAUCUCUACGAUGUUGGUGGUCAGAGAUCCGAGAGAAAGAAGUGGAUUCACUGCUUUGAUAACGUUACAGUGAUCAUGUUCUGUGUGGCUCUAUCGGAAUAUGAUCAGAUGUUGUUGGAGUCAUCGACACAAAAUCGUAUGGUGGAGUCCCUCAACUUGUUUGAAUCAGUGGUUAACUCGAUGUGGUUCAGACGAACCUCUGUUAUUCUCUGUCUUAACAAGAUCGAUGUCUUUAUUGAGAAGUUACCCAGGUCUCCUCUAGAGAAAUAUUUUCCCGAUUAUGCCGGUGGAAAUGACGUCAAUAAAGCCGUCAAGUAUAUUCUCUGGCGUUUCAAGCAGCUCAACAGAGCAAAUCUCAAUCUGGUCCCUUAUGUUACUCAGGCUACAGACACUAACAACAUUAAACUAGCGUUUGCCGUAGUUAAGGAAACCAUUUUACAUAACGCUUUGAUGGAUAGUGGAAUUCUUAAAGCCUGA